AAUGGAAGCCCGCCGUGGCUCAGACUAAUAACAUUCGUUGCAUUUGCUACCGGUGGCGACGCCAUCUCUCCACCGCAUUGCUUUGUUCCUUAUUGGGUUUUUGGGUCUUGGAUGCAACUCUGCCUUUGACCCAACUUCCUCCAUAAACCUCCCACUAAACCUCACUGUGUUUCUACUGAUUCCUCUUCGUCUCUUCCAUACGAAUAAAUAUGGAAAAUCUGGUAUCCUUGAUCUCUCCGUUAAUGCCGUAUCUGGUCAGCUUAUUGGUUUUCCUCUUGUUUUUGGAACAGAUCUCUUACUUCAGGAAGAAACGGAAUGCUCCUGGUCCAAACCUUGUCAUUCCCUUCUUAGGCAACGUCUCCUCACUGGUCCGGCAUCCCACCACGUUCUGGGACGUUCAAUCCAAGCUCGCCGCCCGUUGUGGGUUCUCCGCCAACUACAUAAUUGGAAGGUUCAUCGUUUUCAUUCGCGACACUGAGCUGUCUCAUCUCAUCUUCGCCAACGUCCGCCCCGACGCCUUCGCGUUGGUGGGUCAUCCUUUUGGGAAGAAACUAUUCGGGGAGCAUAAUUUGAUCUAUAUGUUCGGCCAGGAUCACAAGGAUCUCCGCCGUCAAAUCGCUCCGAAUUUCACUCCGAAAGCGCUAGCUGCCUAUACCGCGUUGCAGCAGCUCAUCAUUCUCAAGCACUUAAUGCAUUGGGAGCGUCUCUCAUCGGAGUCGGCUUCGGAACCCAUUAGUCUCCGGCUUCUAAUCCGCGAAAUGAAUCUGGAAACUUCUCAAACUGUGUUCGUCGGCAGGUAUCUAUCUCGGGAAGCAAGAGACAGAUUCAGGGUGGAUUACAAUUUCUUCAACAAUGGAUUGAUGAAGCUCCCUAUUGAUCUCCCCGGCUUCGCAUUUCGAAACGCCAGGCUCGCCGUUGAACGCCUGGUUACUACCCUAACUGCUUGCGCAACCCAGAGCAGAUCGAGAAUGGCGGAGGGAGACGAGCCGUCGUGCCUAAUUGAUUUCUGGAUGCAGGAGCUUGUCAAAGAAAUCGCCCAGUCUCAAACGCCGCCGCGGCACUCCAGCGACACAGAAAUAGGCAGCUACCUCUUCGAUUUCCUCUUCGCCGCCCAGGAUGCCUCCACGUCGUCGCUCCUCUGGGCAGUCACCCUCCUCGAUUCGCAUCCCGAGGUUCUUCAGAAAGUUCGAGGUGAAGUUUCGAGAAUAUGGUCACCGGAGUCUAAUCAACUAAUCAGCGCGGACCAACUGAGGGAAAUGAAGUACACACAGGCGGUGGCGCGUGAGGUGGUGAGGUACCGAGCUCCGGCGACUCUCGUCCCGCACAUUGCGACGGUGGAUUUCCCGCUGACGGAUUCCUACACGAUUCCCAAGGGGACGAUUGUGUUUCCCUGUGUUUAUGAUUCAUCGUUUCAAGGGUUCACCGAACCGGACCGGUUCGACCCGGAACGGUUCUCGGAGGAGAGGCAGGAGGAGGUGGUUUACAAACGGAACUUCCUGGCGUUUGGCGCCGGAGCCCACCAGUGCGUGGGCCAGAGGUACGCCCUCAAUCAUCUGGUGCUUUUCACCGCGAUGUUCGUCACGUUGCUCGAUUUCGAAAGGCAUCGAACAAACGGUUGUGAUGAGAUCACCUAUACCCCAACAAUCAGUCCUAAAGACGGUUGCAAAGUUUACCUCUCUAGGCGGUGCGCACGCUACCCUAACCUCGCUCUCAAUUGACGAAAAUGCCCUUCUAAAUUUCUUCAGGUAGGGUGGGCCCGUGGCCCGUGGCCCGUGGCCCGUGGCCCGUGGCCCGUGGCCCGUGGCCCGUGGCCCAGUAGGGAGUUGUGGUAAUGUUCUCUUCCACGUGCCUAACGUGGUUGAUGUCAAACAAUGCGUUGUUCAAUUUUUUUUUUUUUUAAACAUUUGUAAUCCAUUCAUAAUUUUUUUCCGUGUGGGUUAGGGCCCCUGGGUGUGUAUAGGCCGUGAGGCUGUUUGGUUAAUUUA
This is a messenger RNA of Rubroshorea leprosula, 1985 nucleotides long. The record is from the annotation of a GenBank genome assembly. Lineage: Eukaryota; Viridiplantae; Streptophyta; Magnoliopsida; Malvales; Dipterocarpaceae.